AUGGGGUUGCUCGCAGCGAAGGCUUCUCCCGCUUUCCAUCACCCCGCCCCAUUCUCCCGCUUUCCAUCACCCCGCCCCAUUCUCCCGCUUUCCAUCACCCCGCCCCAUUCUCCCGCUUUCCAUCAUCCCGCCCCAUUCUCCCUCUUUCCAUCACCCCGCCCCAUUCUCCCUCUUUCCAUCACCCCGCCCCAUUCUCCCGCUUUCCAUCACCCCGCCCCAUUCUCCCGCUUUCCAUCACCCCGCCCCAUUCUCCCGCUUUCAAUCACCCUGCCCCAUUCUCCCGCUUUCCAUCACCCCGCCCCAUUCUCCCGCUUUCCAUCACCCCGCCCCAUUCUCCCGCUUUCCAUCACCCUGCCCCAUUCUCCCGCUUUCCAUCACCCCGCCCCAUUCUCCUGCUUUCCAUCACCCCGCCCCAUUCUCCUGCUUUCCAUCACCCCGCCCCAUUCUCCCUCCUUCCAUCACCCUGCCCCAUUCUCUCUCCUUCCAUCACCCCGCCCCAUUCUCCCGCUUUCCAUCACCCCACCCCAUUCUCCCGCUCUCCAUCACCCCGCCCCAUUCUCCCGCUUUCCAUCACCCGCCCCAUUCUCCCGCUUUCCAUCAUCCCGCCCCAUUCUCCUGCUUUCCAUCACCCCGCCCCAUUCUCCUGCUUUCCAUCACCCCGCCCCAUUCUCCCUCUUUCCAUCACCCCGCCUCAUUCUCCCGCUUUCCAUCACCCCGCCCCAUUCUCCCGCUUUCCAUCACCCCGCCCCAUUCUCCCCGCUUUCCAUCACCCCGCCCCAUUCUCCCUCUUUCCAUCACCCCGCCCCAUUCUCCCUCAUUCCAUCACCCUGCACCAUUCUCCCGCUUUCCAUUACCCCGCCCCAUUCUCCCGCUUUCCAUCUGCCCACCCCAGUCUCCCUCUUUCCAUCACCCAGCCCCAUUCUCCAGCUUUCCAUCACCCCGCCCCAUUCUCCUGCUUUCCAUCACCCCGCCCCAUUCUCCCGCUUUCCAUCACCCCGCUCCAUUCUCCCGCUUUCCAUCACCCCGCCCCAUUCUCCAUCUUUCCAUCACCCCGCCCCAUUCUCCCGCUUUUCAUCACCCCGCCCCAUUCUCCCUCUUUCCAUCAUCCCGCCCCAUUCUCCCUCUUUCCAUCACCCCGCCCCAUUCUCCCUCUUUCCAUCACCCCGCCCCAUUCUCCCGCUUUCCAUCACCCCGCCCCAUUCUCCCUCUUUCCAUCACCCCGCCCCAUUCUCCCGCUUUCCAUCACCCCGCCCCAUUCUCCCGCUUUCCAUCACCCCGCCCAAUUCUCCCUCUUUCCAUCACCCCGCCCCGUUCUCCCGCUUUCCAUCACCCCGCCUCAUUCUCCCUCUUUCCAUCACCCCGCCCCAUUCUCCCUCUUUCCAUCACCCCGCCCCAUUCUCCCGCUUUCCAUCACCCCGCCCCAUUCUCCCGCUUUCCAUCACCCCGCCCCAUUCUCCAGCUUUCCAUCACCCCGCCCCAUUCUCCCUCUUUCCAUCACCCCGCCCCAUUCUCCCUCUUUCCAUCACCCCGCCCCAUUCUCCCGCUUUCCAUCACCCCGCCCCAUUCUCCAGCUUUCUAUCACCCCGCCCCAUUCUCCCGCUUACCAUCACCCCGCCCCAUUCUCCCUCUUUCCAUCACCCCGCUCCAUUCUCCCGCUUUCCAUCACCCUGCCCCAUUCUCCCUCUUUCCAUCACCCCGCCUCAUUCUACCUCUUUCCAUCACCCCGCCCCAUUCUCCCUCUUUCCAUCACCCCGCCCGAUUCUCCAUCUUUCCAUCACCCCGCCCCAUUCUCCCUCUUUCCAUCACCCCUCCCCAUUCUCCCGCUUUCCAUCACCCCGCCCCAUUCUCCCGCUUUCCAUCACCCCGCCCCAUUCUCCCGCUUUCCAUCACCCCGCCCCAUUCUCCUGCUUUCCAUCACCCCGCCCCAUUCUCCUGCUUUCCAUCACCCCGCCCCAUUCUCCCUCCUUCCAUCACCCCGCCCCAUUCUCUCUCCUUCCAUCACCCCGCCCCAUUCUCCCGCUUUCCAUCACCCCGCCCCAUUCUCCCACUUUCCAUCACCCGCCCCAUUCUCCCGCUUUCCAUCACCCCGCCCCAUUCUCCCUCUUUCCAUCACCCCGCCCAAUUCUCCUGCUUUCCAUCACCCCGCCCCAUUCUCCUGCUUUCCAUCACCCCGCCCCAUUCUUCCUCUUUCCAUCACCCCCCCUCAUUCUCCCGCUUUCCAUCACCCCGCCCCAUUCUCCCGCUUUCCAUCACCCCGCCCCGUUCUCCCCGCUUUCCAUCACCCCGCCCCAUUCUCCCUCUUUCCAUCACCCCGCCCCAUUCUCCCUCUUUCCAUCACCCCGCCCCAUUCUCCCUCUUUCCAUCACCGCGCCCCAUUCUCCCGCUUUCCAUCUCCCCGCCCCAUUCUCCCUCUUUCCAUCACCCAGCCCCAUUCUCCAGCUUUCCAUCACCCAGCCCCAUUCUCCAGCUUUCCAUCACCCCGCCCCAUUCUCCUGCUUUCCAUCACCCCGCCCCAUUUUCCCGCUUUCCAUCACCCUGUCAGAAUGA
Molecule: messenger RNA, 2547 nt
Organism: Closterium sp. Naga37s-1
Lineage: Eukaryota; Viridiplantae; Streptophyta; Zygnematophyceae; Desmidiales; Closteriaceae
Source: the annotation of a GenBank genome assembly